Molecule: messenger RNA, 1212 nt
Organism: Diaporthe amygdali
Lineage: Eukaryota; Fungi; Ascomycota; Sordariomycetes; Diaporthales; Diaporthaceae
Product: peptidase family m28
Exons: 3
Coding region: 1-1212 (403 amino acids)
Biological process (GO): proteolysis
Molecular function (GO): metalloexopeptidase activity
Source: RefSeq, a predicted model, not a curated record
AUGAAGUUUAGCAAAUCUAGUGUCGUAGCGCUGCUGGCCCCAGCCGUCGCUGGCCGGUUCAUCGAGAGAACCGAGGGCAAUAACGUGCAGCUAUAUCCUCAGGGGGUUUACGAGGAGUCCAGCGAGAAGUUCCUCGUUGAGAUGGCCCCUGGCGACACCAAAUGGAUCACAGAGGAGGAGAAAUGGGAGCUCAGACGUAAUGGCCAACAGUUCAUGGACAUCACCGAGACCCAGGACCUCGGCGCAUCACGAACCCACGCUUUCGCCAACGUCGUCUUCCCUGCCAAGGCCUCGUUUCAGGAUAAGGUCAAGCCGCUCCUCAAGAACCUCUCCAAGACGGAAAUGCACGAGAACCUCGAGAAGUUCUCCAGCUUCCAUACCCGCUACUACAAGUCCGACUACGGAAAGCAGUCCUCCGAGUGGCUCCUGAAGCAGAUCAAGGACAUCAUCAAGGAGUCUGGCGCAGGUCAUGUCUACGCCGAGGCGUUCUCACACUCGUGGCAACAGAGUUCUAUCAUCGCGACGAUUCCCGGCCAGACGAACUCGACGGUCGUCGUUGGCGCUCACCAGGAUUCUAUCAACCUCUGGCUGCCCUCGAUCCUUGCUGCGCCCGGUGCGGAUGAUGAUGGAAGCGGUACCGUUACAAUCCUCGAGGCUUUCCGGGUCCUUCUCAGCUCCGAUGCUGCCAAGAAGGGUAAAUUAGAGAACACCAUCGAGUUCCACUGGUACUCGGCUGAGGAAGGUGGUUUGCUUGGCAGCCAGGCCAUCUUUUCCGAGUACGAGAAGCAAGGUCGGGACGUCAAGGCCAUGCUGCAGCAAGACAUGACCGGAUACGUUGAGAAGACCAUCAAGGCCGGAAAGCCCGAGAGCGUCGGAGUCAUUGUUGACUACGUCGACCCGAAGCUGACCGAGUUCAUCAAGAAGAUUGUUGUCGAAUAUUGCGAUAUUCCCUACGUCGAGACGAAGUGUGGCUAUGCAUGCUCAGACCACGCCUCCGCAUCCAAGGCCGGCUAUCCAUCCGCCUUCGUUAUUGAGUCUGCGUUUGAGGAUAGCGACGACCAUAUCCACUCAACGGACGACAACAUCAAGUACCUCUCAUUUGAUCACAUGCUGCAGCAUGCUCGCAUGACCCUUGCUUUUGCUUACGAACUCGGUUUCACGAACUUUGCUAAGCUCAAGAGCGGCAACGUUGGCGUUGAGAAUGAGCUGUAA